Saxophila tyrrhenica is the source of this 2946-nucleotide messenger RNA. RefSeq names its product glucosidase II (gene ROT2). The record is from RefSeq and is a predicted model, not a curated record. Lineage: Eukaryota; Fungi; Ascomycota; Dothideomycetes; Mycosphaerellales; Extremaceae. Bases 1 to 2946 code for a protein of 981 amino acids. The transcript is spliced from 2 exons. Gene Ontology annotation, biological process: carbohydrate metabolic process; N-glycan processing. Gene Ontology annotation, cellular component: glucosidase II complex. Gene Ontology annotation, molecular function: carbohydrate binding; alpha-glucosidase activity.
AUGAAUUGGAUCAAUGGUUUGGGCAGAGGCUGGAAGGCCUUGGUUGCGGUCGCGUGUGUGCUCUGUUUGCUUGUUACGCCGGCUGUAACGGUCAAGCACGAGAACUUCAAGACCUGCGACCAGUCCGGCUUCUGCAGACGGAACAGAGCAUACGCAGACACCGCGCUGUCAAACUCGAAAUGGCAGUCUCCUUACACACUAGACUCAUCUACGGUCAAGUUCGACAAAGGCAUUUUGACUGGCGUUGUGGACAAAAAGAUCACAAACACAGACCAGACAGUCCGAUUACCUUUGAAGGUCACCUUCCAUGAGUCAGGAACGGCACGUGUAACGAUUGACGAAGAGAAGCGCCAGAAGGGCGAGAUCGAGCUUCGACAUGACAGCAAAGCGCGGAAAGAACGGUAUAAUGAAGCUGAGAAAUGGGCGAUUGUUGGCGGGACUGUUGUCAGUACUGGCGCCGCUCUGAAUAAAGAUGCUGAGAAGGGGUCUACAAGGGUCAUGUAUGGGCCCGGAAGCAAGUUCGAGGCCAUCAUUCAACAUGCACCGUUCGGAGUCCAGUUCAAGAGGGACGGAGAGACGCAGAUCAAGCUCAAUGAUCGCGGUCUGAUGAACAUGGAGCACUGGCGGCCCAAAGUCGACAAGCCAGAGACCGAGCAGAAGGAGGGCGAGGAAGCUGUGGUUGCUGAAUCGGACAACAUCGCUGAAGAUGAGAGCACUUGGUGGGAUGAGUCCUUUGGCGGCAACACCGACAGCAAACCUCGUGGACCGGAGGCUGUGGCUAUGGAUAUCGAGUUCCCUGCCUAUCAGUAUGUCUACGGUGCUGCUUCACACGCCGGACCACUCGCAUUGAAGGAGACAAGGGGUGGGGAUGGCAAGUAUUCGGACCCGUACAGGUUGUACAACAGCGAUGUGUUUGAGUAUGAGAUGGACAGUCCGAUGACGCUGUAUGGUGCUAUUCCGUUCAUGCAGGCGCAGAAGAAGGAUUCGGCGGUCGGUGUCUUCUGGCUGAACGCUGCGGAAACGUGGAUCGAUAUUACCAAAUCAACGUCGUCUGCGAACCCGCUCAGUCUGGGCAUUGGGGGGACGACCAGCACGGAUACCCACUGGAUCAGCGAGAGUGGCUUGCUGGACCUUUUCAUCUUCCUGGGACCGACACCGCAAGAUGUUAUUGGAGCGUAUGGCGAGCUUACGGGAUAUACGCAGCUACCACAACAGUUCUCCAUCGCGCAUCACCAAUGCCGCUGGAACUAUGUGACCGACGAGGAUGUCAAAGACGUGGAUCGCAAGUUCGACAAGAGCAAGAUCCCGUACGAUGUCAUUUGGCUCGACAUCGAGUACACGGACGGCAAGAAGUACUUCACUUGGGAUCCAAUGACUUUCCCGGACCCCAUCAACAUGCAAAAGCAGCUCGACGAGCACCAACGCAAGCUUGUGGCAAUCAUCGACCCGCAUAUCAAGAAUGAGGGCGGCUACUCCGUCGUUGACGAGCUGAAGUCGAAGGAUCUAGCGAUCAAGAACAAGGACGGCAACAUCUACGAAGGCUGGUGCUGGCCUGGCAGCAGUCACUGGAUCGACUGCUUCAACCCCAAGGCCCGUGAAUGGUGGAAGACGCUCUUCCGCUACGACAAGUUCAAGGGCACAGCAAAGAACAUGUUCAUCUGGAACGACAUGAACGAGCCCUCAGUCUUCAACGGGCCCGAGACCACCGCACCCAAAGACCUCCUCCACCACGGCAACUGGGAGCACCGCGACCUGCACAACAUCAACGGCAUGACCUUCGUCAACGCCACCUACGACGCCAUCCUCUCCCGCGACAAGGACGAAGACAAACACCCCAUCCGCCCCUUCGUCCUCACCCGCUCCUUCUACGCCGGCAGCCAGCGCUUGGGCGCUAUGUGGACCGGCGACAACCAGGCCGCCUGGCCGCAUCUCGAAGCCAGCAUCCCCAUGGUCCUCAGCAUGGGCAUCUCGGGCUUUCCCUUCGCCGGCGCAGACGUGGGCGGCUUCUUCGGCAACCCGAGCAAAGAGCUGCUUGCACGUUGGUAUCAGGCGGGAGCUUUCUACCCUUUUUUCCGCGCGCAUGCGCACAUUGACACGCGGAGAAGAGAGCCCUACCUCGCUGGUGAGCCAUAUACGCAGAUCAUCUCGCAAGCGCUGCGGUUGAGAUAUAGCUUGCUACCAGCCUGGUACACCGCCUUCCAUGAAGCCAGCACGACGGGCGCCCCCAUCGUCCGUCCGAACUACUACGUCCACCCAUCGGAUGAGAAGGGUUUCGCAAUCGACGACCAGCUGUACCUCGGCAGCACUGGACUCCUCGCCAAACCCGUCACGAAGGAAGGGCAGGAGAGUCAAGACAUCUAUCUAGCAGACAAGGAGAAGUAUUUCGACUACUUUGACUUCUGGCAGUACGAGGGACCGGGGACUGUUAGUGUUGCUGCGCCGUUGGAUACGAUUCCUCUGCUCAUGCAGGGUGGGAAUAUCAUCCCGCGCCGCGAGCGGCCGAGGAGGAGUUCGGGGUUGAUGAAGUAUGAUCCGAUCACUCUCGUCGUUGUUCUCGGCAACUCUGGCGAUGCCGAAGGCACUUUAUACCUCGACGACGGCGAAAGCUACGAAUACCAGAGUGGAGCCUACAUCCACCGCCGCUUCAAGUACUCCACAUCCACCUCUUCUCUCACUAGCGAGGAUGUUUCUUCGCCAGGGAAGAAGACAAAAGAGUACCUCAAGCUCAUGGAGAAGGUGAGGGUGGAGCGGAUCGUCGUUGUCAACGCGCCGGAGGGCUGGAGCGGGAAGAAGGAGGUUGAGGUUGCAGAGGAGGGCGGGGCGAAGAGUGGGAAGAGUGGGAAGGCGGAGUUGGAGUGGCAUGGGAAGGUGGAGGGGAAGGCUGCUUGGGCGGUGGUGAGGGAUCCCGGGGUGCGGGUUGGUGAGGGGUGGAAGAUCCAAUUUUGA